Molecule: messenger RNA, 7669 nt
Organism: Misgurnus anguillicaudatus (oriental weatherfish)
Lineage: Eukaryota; Metazoa; Chordata; Actinopteri; Cypriniformes; Cobitidae
Source: RefSeq, a predicted model, not a curated record
CACAUCGGCUCCACGCUGCUGUGGCUGGAGCAGAGCGUGGACCUUUCUCCUAUAACCACACGUCGCGCGGCCUUUAACCAAUCUUAAACAUCGCUAUUGAUCGAUAAACGCCUUCUUCAUCGGGUCACUGUGGUCUCUGACCCGCGCUCACAUCGCAUUUAUUUUACUUUAAUCAACGAUCUUCGGAUCCUUUUGAUCAUCUGGAAGAGCAACGUGGUCCUCACGUGGACACACACCGGCAAGUACGCGCGAUCGCUCCACGGCUCAUCCAGUUCUUUUUUUUAUAGUUUAUGCUAUAGAGAUCGAGUUCCGUGGUAACGUUUUAGCUUUAGUAGUGCUAACGAGCAAACGUGUUUGUUAAAAUGGCAUCUUUAGUUUUGGAGGAUGGGACGGCGUUUGAUGGCAGGCUGUUUGGCGCCGUUGCCUCUGUGUCUGGUGAAGUUGUUUUCCAGACCGGAAUGGUGGGUUAUCCUGAAGCUCUAACAGAUCCAUCCUACAAGUCUCAAAUCCUUACUCUGACAUACCCACUAAUUGGCAAUUACGGCAUUCCUGCUGAUGAAGAUGGAGAGUUUGGACUCAGCAAGUGGUUUGAAUCUUCCAAAAUCCAUGCUGCUGCUCUCAUUGUCGGAGAGGUUUCUGAAAACCCCAGUCACUGGAGCUCAGCCAAGUCUCUGGAUCAGUGGCUUAAAGAGCAGGGCAUCCCGGGACUAGAAGGUGUUGACACCCGUCGCUUGACGAAAAAGAUCAGAGAAAAGGGAACCAUGCUGGGAAAACUUGUGGUGGCAGGAACUUCAGCAUCUGAUGUUCCGUUUGAAAAUCCGGACACUAGAAACCUUGUUAAAGAAGUUUCCAUGAAAGUACCAAGGGUUUUUAAUCCAGAGGGUACAGUGAGAAUCACUGCCAUAGAUUGUGGCAUUAAGUACAACCAGAUUCGUUGCCUUUGCCAAAGAGGAGCCCGGGUCACCUUGGUUCCUUGGGAUCAUCCGCUGGAUGUCAAGGACUUUGAUGGACUCUUUAUCAGUAAUGGGCCUGGAGAUCCUGAGUACUGUAAGGAGACUAUCGAGAAUAUACGGAAAGUUGUGUGUGUGGAUAAGCCCAAACCAGUCUUUGGAAUUUGUCUGGGUCAUCAGCUGCUGUCUUUGGUCAUUGGUGCAAAGACAUACAAAAUGAAAUAUGGUAAUCGCGGUCAUAACCAGCCUUGCAUUCAUAAAGGAACAAACCGCUGUUACAUCACCUCUCAAAAUCAUGGCUUUGCUGUGGAUCCCAAGACUCUUCCAAAAGACUGGGAUGUGCUCUUCACCAAUGCCAAUGACCAAACCAGCGAAGGCAUCGUUCAUAACCACAAACCAAUCUUCAGUGUCCAGUUCCACCCUGAACACAUGGCUGGGCCUGCAGACCUAGUCAGCCUCUUUGAUGUCUUUCUGGAUACGGUUAAAGAUGUUAAAGGCGGCAAAGUUGGGAAAUCAGUUAAGGAAAGACUGACCGAGCAUCUGGCGUUCCCUGGAUCUCCUAAACCAGAGGAGUUUGUACGUCCUCGGAAAGUUUUAAUUCUAGGUUCAGGAGGGCUUUCUAUUGGACAGGCGGGAGAGUUUGACUAUUCUGGAUCUCAGGCUAUAAAAGCUCUAAAGGAAGAGAACAUUCAGACCGUUCUCAUUAACCCAAACAUUGCCACGGUGCAAACCUCAAAGGGUCUGGCGGACAAAGUCUACUUCCUCCCAUUAACACCAGAGUAUGUCAUCCAGGUGAUAAAGAAUGAGCGUCCAGAUGGUGUUUUGCUCACAUUCGGAGGGCAGACGGCCCUAAACUGUGGCGUGGAGCUCACCAAACUUGGAGUGCUGGAGAAGUACAAAGUGCGUGUGCUUGGAACCUCAGUAGCCUCCAUAGAGAUGACUGAAGAUCGGAAGAUCUUUGUAGAAAAGAUGGAGGAAAUCGGCGAGCAUGUUGCUCCCAGUGAGGCGGCCAUGUCUGUAGAGCAGGCACUGGCUGCAGCGGAACGAAUUGGCUAUCCUGUCCUGGUCCGUUCUGCGUUUGCAUUAGGCGGACUUGGUUCAGGCUUUGCCAAUAAUAGAGAGGAGAUGACAACGCUGGUCACCCAGGCCUUUGCUCACACGUCACAAGUCCUUGUGGAUAAAUCGCUUAAAGGUUGGAAGGAAAUCGAGUAUGAAGUGGUGCGGGAUGCCUACGACAACUGUGUGACGGUUUGUAACAUGGAGAAUAUAGAUCCACUAGGAAUCCACACUGGGGAGUCUAUAGUGGUCGCCCCAAGUCAGACACUGAACGACUACGAAUACAAUAUGCUGAGAAACACGGCCAUCAAAGUUAUUCGCCACUUGGGCAUUGUGGGAGAGUGCAACAUUCAGUACGCCUUAAAUCCAGAAUCUGAGCAGUACUACAUCAUUGAAGUCAACGCUCGUCUCUCACGAAGCUCCGCGUUGGCCAGUAAAGCCACAGGUUACCCGCUGGCCUAUGUGGCGGCUAAACUCGGAUUGGGAAUACCUUUGCCUGUCCUCAGGAAUUCUGUGACUAAUUCCACAACAGCCAACUUUGAGCCCAGUUUGGAUUACUGCGUGGUGAAGGUUCCCCGCUGGGAUCUGAGCAAGUUCCUCAGGGUCAGCACCAAAAUCGGCAGUUCAAUGAAGAGCGUCGGAGAAGUAAUGGCUAUUGGUCGCAGCUUCGAAGAAGCCUUCCAGAAGGCUUUGAGAAUGGUCGACGAAAACUGCGUAGGCUUUGACCACACCAUCAAACCAGUAUCUGAAGAGGAGCUACAGACACCCACAGACAAGCGCAUCUUUGUUCUGGCUGCUGCCCUGCAUGCUGGCUAUACCAUUGAGCGUCUCUAUGAGCUCACCAAAAUAGACCACUGGUUUCUCCACAAGAUGAAAAACAUCACGGACCACGAGAAGCGUCUCCAGACGUAUAACCAGGACGAGAGCGCUAUGCCACCCGAAGUGAUGAGGAAAGCCAAGCAGUUGGGCUUUUCGGACAAACAGAUUGCCCAAGCUGUCCAAAGCACUGAGCUGGCUGUGAGGAAGAUGAGGCAGGGCUGGAAGAUCCUUCCUGUGGUCAAACAGAUUGACACGGUGGCUGCCGAGUGGCCUGCCCAAACCAAUUAUCUGUACUUGACCUAUCAUGGCUCGGAAAGCGACGUGGUCUUCGAAGAGCCCCAUGUUAUGGUAAUCGGCUCCGGGGUGUACCGUAUCGGAAGCAGUGUGGAGUUUGAUUGGUGCGCUGUCGGAUGUAUUAUGGAGCUGAGGAAGAUGGGAUACAAGACGAUUAUGGUGAAUUAUAAUCCAGAAACAGUGAGCACAGAUUAUGAUAUGUGCGAUAGGCUGUACUUCGAUGAGAUCUCUUUUGAGGUUGUGAUGGACAUCUAUGAGAUGGAGAACCCAGAGGGUGUGAUCCUGUCCAUGGGUGGACAGCUGCCCAACAACAUCGCCAUGGCUCUGCAUCGACAGCAGUGUAGGAUCUUGGGCACUUCACCCGACUUCAUUGAUUCUGCGGAGAACCGCUUUAAGUUCUCCAGGAUGCUGGACACAAUAGGAAUCAGUCAGCCCAGAUGGAAAGAGCUGUCUGAUACUGAGUCUGCCAUGGGUUUCUGUGCGACGGUGGGAUAUCCCUGCUUGGUGAGACCAUCGUAUGUUCUCAGCGGAGCUGCUAUGAACGUGGCUUUUUCUGACAGUGAACUGGAGAAGUACUUGGGCAGCGCUGUGGCUUUGUCUAAGGAACAUCCUGUCGUCAUCUCCAAAUUUAUUCAGGAGGCCAAGGAAAUUGAUGUGGACGCUGUGGCUUUUGAGGGAGCGGUCAUCGCCAUCGCGGUAUCUGAGCAUGUGGAGAACGCUGGUGUGCAUUCUGGAGAUGCCACGCUUGUGACCCCUCCUCAGGACAUCAACCAGAAAACCAUGGAACGCAUUAAGAUGAUCGUUCACGCCAUCGGCCAGGAGCUUCAGGUUACCGGACCCUUUAACUUGCAGCUGAUUGCCAAGGAUGACCAGCUGAAGGUGAUCGAAUGCAAUGUUCGAGUCUCGCGCUCCUUCCCCUUCGUGUCUAAAACGCUUGGUGUUGAUCUUGUUGCCCUUGCAACAAGAGUCAUAAUGGGAGAGGAAGUUGAGGAUGUUGGGUUGAUGAAUGGAAACGGAGUUGUGGGAGUUAAGGUUCCACAGUUUUCCUUCUCACGGCUGGCUGGAGCAGAUGUGGUUUUGGGUGUUGAGAUGGUCAGCACUGGAGAAGUGGCAUGCUUUGGAGAGAACAGAUAUGAGGCCUAUCUAAAAGCUAUAAUCAGCACUGGCUUUAAAAUUCCCAAAGAGAAUAUUCUUCUUUCCAUUGGUAGUUUUAAGGCCAAGAGUGAACUACUGCCCACAAUCAAGACUCUGGAGACUCUUGGUUAUAACUUGUACGCCAGUUUGGGCACCGCUGACUUCUACACUGAACAUGGAAUUAAGGUGAUGGCCGUUGAGUGGCCUUUCGAAGAGGAGAAUGACUGUCCGAACAAAGACAAGCAGAGGAACAUCAUGCAUUAUCUGGAGGAGAACCAUUUCGACUUGGUCAUCAAUCUGUCCUUGAGGAACUCAGGUGGAAGGCGUUUGUCUUCCUUUGUGACCAAAGGUUACCGGACACGUCGAAUGGCCAUCGACUACUCUGUACCUCUCAUCACUGACAUCAAGUGCACUAAGCUUUUCGUUAAGGCGCUGAAGCAGAUUGGUCGCGCUCCUCGUGUAAAGACGAAUGUGGACAGUAUGACCUCACAUAAGCUCAUCUGUUUGCCUGGUUUGAUUGACGUCCACGUGCACCUGCGUGAGCCCGGUGCCACCUAUAAAGAGGAUUUCUCCUCUGGGACAUCUGCCGCCCUGGCUGGAGGAAUCACUAUGGUGUGUGCCAUGCCAAACACCAACCCGGCCAUCAUUGACCCAAGCUCGUUCGCUAUGGCGCAGAAGCUUGCCAAGGCUGGAUGUCGCUGCGAUUAUGCGCUUUUCGUGGGGGCUUCAUCAGACAAUGCUACACUUCUUCAAUCCAUUGCAAGUUCCACAGCUGGUCUUAAGAUGUACUUGAAUGACACGUUCUCCACUUUGAAAAUGGACAAUGUUUCUCUGUGGAUGGAGCACUUUGAGAAGUGGCCGAAGCACUUGCCCAUUGUAGCCCAUGCUGAGAAACAAACCGUGGCGGCUAUACUGAUGGUAGCACAGCUUUAUCAGAGACCCGUUCACAUCUGCCAUGUUGCCAAGAAAGAAGAGAUUUUGAUCAUCCGAAUCGCUAAACAAAAGGGGAUCAAGGUGACGUGCGAAGUAGCUCCUCAUCAUCUCUUCCUGUGUGAAGAUAAUGUGUCUAGCAUUGGGGACGGUCGGGCGCAAGUACGGCCCAUGCUGGGUACACGAGAGGAUAUGGAGGCCUUGUGGGAAAAUCUUGAAAUCAUUGACUGUUUUGCCACAGAUCAUGCCCCUCAUUCAGUAGAAGAGAAAAACUCUGAGAAACCACCUCCAGGUUACCCGGGUCUGGAGACGAUGUUGCCUCUGCUUCUCACAGCCGUCAGUGAGGGGCGCCUUACCAUUGAUGACAUCAUCAAGAGGCUAUACGAAAACCCCAGGAGAAUAUUCUCCCUUCCUCCUCAGGAGGACACCUACGUAGAGGUGGAUUUGGAGCAAGAGUGGACGAUUCCCAAGCACAUGCAGUUCACGAAGUCAAAGUGGACUCCGUUUGAGGGCAUGAAAGUUAAAGGGAAAGUCAUGAGGGUGGUGCUUAGAGGAGAGUUGGCUUAUAUUGAUGGACAGGUGUUGGUAGCCCCAGGUUAUGGUCAGGAUGUGAAGUCAUGGCCCACGGCCCCUGCAGGUCCAAAGGGGCUGUUAAAGGAAGGACCCAAGCGUGCAAGUGAUGCCCUGAGUCCUGACAGACCAACACGUGUUGUACUCCCUUCCGAGCCCAUUCGUAACCAUGCAUUGAGCCCGCGCCGGUCAGUCGGAGAUGGACGGUUCAUUCUUCCACCCCGGAUCCACCGUGCAUCUGAUCCCGGUUUGCCUCCAGGUUUGAAAAGAUCCAUCCUAAAACCUCUAAAGAAGAUGGAAUUGGCACCACCACUGGAUGCAUCCAUGCACCCUCCACCUUUGUCCAAGAUAGUGUCACCUAGGGCUGGGUUGCAGCAGAUUGUACCCUACCUGCAGACCUCUCCACUGCUCCACCCACUGGUGGGCCAGCACAUAGUGUCUGUGCGACAGUUUAGUAAGGAUCAGAUGUCUCAUCUGUUUAAUGUGGCACACACUUUGCGUCUCCUGGUGCAGAAAGAAAAAUCAUUGGAUAUUUUGAAGGGUAAAGUCAUGGCCUCCAUGUUCUAUGAGGUGAGCACUCGCACCAGCAGCUCAUUCAGCGCGGCCAUGCAACGUCUGGGUGGCACGGUGGUGCAUUUCAGCGAGUCCACGUCCUCCACGCAGAAGGGCGAAUCUCUGGCAGACUCUGUCAACAGCAUGAGCUGCUAUGCUGAUGUCAUAGUUCUGCGCCAUCCCUUACCUGGAGCUGUAGAGAGUGCAGCAAGACAUUGUCGGCGUCCAGUGAUCAACGCUGGUGAUGGGGUUGGAGAACAUCCUACUCAGGCUCUUUUGGAUGUCUUCACAAUCCGACAGGAGCUUGGCACGGUCAAUGGCAUGACUAUUACCAUGGUUGGUGACCUGAAACAUGGGCGCACUGUGCAUUCUCUGGCUAGACUUCUCACUCAGUACAGGAUCACUUUGCGCUACGUGGCUCCAAAGAACCUCAGCAUGCCCGAUGAGAUCAUCGAAUUUGUGGCCUCCAAAGGCAUUAAACAGGAGGAGUUUAACAGCAUUGAAGAGGCGCUACCGGAAACCGAUGUACUAUACAUGACUAGAAUACAGAAGGAGCGUUUCGCCUCUGAAGAAGAGUACAAAGCGUGUUUUGGCCAGUUCAUCCUAACACCACACAUCAUGACUGGAGCUAAAAGGAAGAUGGUGGUCAUGCAUCCUCUCCCAAGAGUCAAUGAGAUCAGUGUGGAGGUUGACACGGAUCCCAGAGCUGCAUACUUUCGGCAGGUGGAGAAUGGGAUGUAUAUAAGGAUGGCACUGCUGGCCACUGUGCUGGGUCGGUGAGAAGGCUGUCGUGGUUCAGACAAUUCAUCAUUUUAAAGGAAAUAUUGUGCCUGGCAACACUCUAAAUGCAUAAUAGUUUGUUGUGUACUCUCUGUAGUGCUAAAUAAUUUUGAAUAGUGAAUGAAUAAAGUUACAUAAGUAUUUGAUUUAAUGGUAAUAUAAACCACAGUUGGGUGUGGUUACCUCUUUCCACUUUCAUCUCAGUUAUGGAGUUAUUGUACUGUGUUUGUGCAACGCUUUAGAAUUUUGGGUCGGUCUUAGACGUGCCCGCUCGCAAUUUCCUUUCAGAUUCAGCAAAACCUUUUUAGAUUUAUUUUUAUUACCACAUAUAUCGCUCCCAUUUUCAAUGCAAUUGUGCAUUUCAAAAAUGCAGGUAUAUUUAAAAUACACAGUGUAUUGAAUCUUCUGACAUUACAGAAAAUUAUUAUUGGGGGGAACCUUUAAUAGCUUUACCAUCCUGAUGCAAAUAUUUGACAAAUAAUCUUGCUACUCAAUUCCUGAUUGAAACUUGAAAAAUUGACCAGAUGUGUUGUACUGCAACUGCUUUUGUAAUGUAUUUUAGACAAUAAAAUGUGCAUCUGUGA